Molecule: messenger RNA, 201 nt
Organism: Ectocarpus sp. CCAP 1310/34
Lineage: Eukaryota; Phaeophyceae; Ectocarpales; Ectocarpaceae
Source: the annotation of a GenBank genome assembly
AUGGUGUGCCUGAGCCAGGACGAGGACGUGCUGGACACGUGGUUCAGCUCGGGCCUCUUCCCAUUCUCGGUAUUCGGGUGGCCGGACGUGGACAGCGAGGACCUCAAGGCCUUCUUCCCCACGACGCUGCUGGAGACGGGCAUGGACAUCCUCUUCUUUUGGGUGGCCAGAAUGGUGAGCCCAACGAACCAACGUCGGUAG